Molecule: messenger RNA, 947 nt
Organism: Nicotiana tabacum (common tobacco)
Lineage: Eukaryota; Viridiplantae; Streptophyta; Magnoliopsida; Solanales; Solanaceae
Product: deoxyuridine 5'-triphosphate nucleotidohydrolase
Biological process (GO): dUTP catabolic process; dUMP biosynthetic process
Molecular function (GO): magnesium ion binding; dUTP diphosphatase activity
Source: RefSeq, a predicted model, not a curated record
GCAGUUUCAUUUUGGUUUAUGAAUAAAAAAAAUAGUACUACUCCGUAGGUGGAAAUUGGAACAAAUGGGAUUUCCCUAUACAGAAAAAGGCGGGAAUAUUUGGCGCCAUUCCAAUUUUCUCGGAUAAAAUUCCCCUACAUAAACCUCCCGCUCACUCUUCAAAACCCUUGCAUUUUCUCUAUUCUCAGAAACUCUUCUUCUACAAACCAAAUUCCAAAAAAUGGCAGAAAAUGAUAUAAACUCCCCUGAGAUCAAAGAGCCUUGUCCCAAAAUCCAGAAAUUGGACCAACCCCAGAACGGUGUUGUCCCUGAAAUCCCCUUUUUCCGAGUCAAGAAACUCUCUGAAAACGCUGUUUUACCCUCCAGAGCUUCCCCUCUUUCUGCUGGUUAUGAUCUUUCCAGUGCUGCAGAGACUAAAGUACCCGCUAGAGGCAAGGCGUUGAUACCCACAGAUCUCAGCAUAGCUGUUCCUCAAGGAGCCUAUGCUCGUAUUGCGCCUCGAUCUGGUUUGGCAUGGAAGCAUUCGAUAGAUGUUGGAGCUGGAGUUAUAGAUGCAGACUACAGAGGGCCAGUUGGGGUUGUUUUGUUCAACCAUUCCGAUGCUGAUUUUGAAGUCAAGGCUGGUGACAGGAUUGCACAGCUUAUUAUUCAGAAAAUUGUGACUCCAGAUGUUGAGGAGGUGGAUGAUCUUGAUUCAACUGUGAGAGGAUCUGGUGGAUUUGGAUCCACUGGAGUAUGAAAAAGUUUGGCCUUAACUUUGAAAAUGGUGAUAUUUUAGUUUUAUCUAGUUUUAGAUUUAGUAGGUUUUGGUUGUUAUUUGGGUUCUACCUAGUACUAAAGCCAACAGUUUGGUUAGUGGGAGAUUUUGGAAGGUAUAUUUUGGAUCGAAUGUAUAUCUCACUCAUCUUAAAUAUUACUUAGUAAUCUACUCUUUUGUUCUAUGAGCA